Meloidogyne enterolobii is the source of this 960-nucleotide messenger RNA. Lineage: Eukaryota; Metazoa; Nematoda; Chromadorea; Rhabditida; Meloidogynidae. The record is from the annotation of a GenBank genome assembly.
AUGACUGGCCAAAAAAGAUUGUCGACAUAUUGGCCCAACCGAUUCAUCUUUUCUAGUCAAUUUCUAUUGCUUCCCUUCACUAUUAUCUUGCUGAUAUUUCCAAUUGUUAAUGCCGAGAGUAGGUGUAAUUAUGUUACGCUUGUCAAAUGUUUUAUCGAAAUUCUUGACGAGUGGACUUGGACACUUUAUGAGCUAAAAGAUAAUGUUGUGACAAUAAACAAUGAUCAGUGUCAGCACCUUAGAGAAUUGGACAAAUGCAUUCAGGCGAGAAAAUUUGAAAUACCUGAGAUUAUUAAAAUGAGUACAAUCUAUUUUAUGGAUGAAGGUCCUGAACAACACGAAUGUAGUCAUUCAGAGGUUGUAGCUGCUAGUAAUACAGUUAGUGAUUUGUUAACCCACAGAAAGAAUUCUGGCAGCUUUCUUAAGAGUUACUAUUUGCUUACUUAUGCAUGUUCAGACGAAGGUCAGAAAAUGCUUAGUGAGCACAGACCAUGUCUCUCAAGGGAACGUAUUGGUGAAAUGACCAUUAGUGCAGGCACCUACCUCAGCGAAAAAUUUUUGGAUCAUCCGGAUGAGGAAGUUUGUACUGCUGUGAAUAAUAAAUUACAAGAAUAUAUGGAGGCAAUGGCAGGUCUUUGUCGUGAGGAAGCUUCUUUGAUUAUGUGUCGUUCGCUUACUGGAAUGUUUAAGGGUCUACACUCUGAUAAACUGGCUGAUUGCGAAUUUAGUUGUCUUAGAAAGCAAGAAAGUUCUCAACGCGAUUCACAACAAGAACAACCUCAACAAGACCAGCAAUACGACGAAAAUUCUACUGCAGAAGAGGGAGACGAAGGUGAAGCAAAUCAAGGAGAGACAGAACAUCUGACCGGUGGAAGUAUUGGAGGAAAAACACAAAAGCUAUGGUGGAUAAUGAUAAUAGUAGCAUUGUUUGUAAUCACAGCUUCGUUGAUCGGUCUUUAA